AAAAUACCAUCAAAGGGAGUUGAAAUAAAUACUAGCCUUCGCCAUUUGCGCCACAUCUUCCGCUUUCUACCUCUUUGUACGAUUUCUGUGGAGAAACGGACUUCUUCUAAGUGCAGCACUAUGUUGAAUAAUAUGGAUUUGAACGCAAAAGAUUCAUUCUACCCUCAGUUUGACAAUAGUUCUUCCUUGGGGAUGGAGAGCAGCGCGCGCAAAGAUAAGCAGGAGGUGUUCGUCGACGCAGAGCGAGGGGUACCUGCCCAGUUUGGCCACGAAGGAGCCCCAGCCACUCUUAAAACUGAAGCUUCCAACUCAGAGUUUGCCUUCAACCCGUGCGAGUGCCCCAAAGAGAGCUACCCCCCCUCCUCGCUCGCCUACUCUGGUAGUUUCUAUGUGGAGGCAUCUCAGGGGGCGCCGUGCAGCACCGAGACCUUGCUCAACAUGAUCACAGAGAUCGUGGGCAUCUCCACCAUGCCCCUGACAGACAUGCAGCAAACCACCGGCAGCUCCGUGGAAACCAGCAGCGCCACAUUUGGGGAUCUGAGCGCCAAGAGACACAUUUUCACCUGUUCUCCCUCCACGUACACGCAAGAGCAGACGUGCCCCAGUUAUACAGAAGAAAAGAAGUCAGAGCCAAAGUCCGAGGCCGCGUCCUUCCCCGUGGUGGUGAAAAACGAGUUCGAGAGCAGCUGUUAUGAAUGGGGCGCGUUCAGCAGUAAAUCCGACUGUCUCGAGAGCACAUUCCAGACCGAAACCUUCCCCAUGUCCAGUGACUUCCCGCCCGAGCAGCACGUAGACGUCAAGGAACUUUUGGACACGUUCCCCUCCAUGUGCCCGAACCCGGACAUGGAGUUCAAAGUGGAGGGAGGAAUUAAGCAGGAGCCGUGUUUCAAUGACACUUGCUCCAGCUACUCGAGCCCGCUGUACAACAGCUACCUGCCGCCUAUGGGCCUGUCCUCCAGCCAACCCCCAUCAGAACCCCUUUACUCACCGCCAACGCUGCCCUCUACCAUUGACUCUAUUCUAUACUCUUCCCUGUUGCCAGAUUCUUUUGCCCAAAGUUACAACUCACGCACUACCAAGACCCCGCGCGCGAGAAAGGCCCCCUCCACAUCCCACGGCCCUGCCAAAGAGAAACCCUUCACGUGCCCGAUGGAGAGUUGUGACCGGCGCUUUUCGCGCUCGGACGAGCUUAACCGCCAUAUCCGCAUCCACACGGGACACAAGCCAUUCCAGUGCCGCAUCUGCCUGCGCAGCUUCAGCCGAAGUGACCACCUCACAACCCACACCAGGACUCACACCGGGGAGAAGCCUUUCUCCUGCGACGUCUGCGGCAAACGCUUUGCGCGCAGUGACGAGAGGAAACGGCACGGACGCGUCCACCUCAAACAAAAAGAAAAAAUGGAAAUAAAGCCACAGGUUUCGACUGGUGCGUGGCCCUUCGCUCUUCCCGAAGGCAUAUGAGCGCCUCGCUUCAAACGCACUUGACGAGCAUCUUUCCGUCUUGGAAGAUACGGCCGCUGACUGUAGGUUGGACGGGCCUGAAGUCGCUCACUGACCCUGGGGUUAAAGCAGCGGAGCGGGCCUGUGCUAUAGGAGCGGGAAAGUGACCGGCAAAGCUGCUGUGAGCGUCCGCGAGGCAGAGCUCUUUGC
Messenger RNA from Boleophthalmus pectinirostris (great blue-spotted mudskipper), 1650 nucleotides. RefSeq names its product early growth response protein 1. NCBI's taxonomy places the organism in Eukaryota, Metazoa, Chordata, Actinopteri, Gobiiformes, Gobiidae. The transcript has 2 exons. The record is from RefSeq and is a predicted model, not a curated record. Bases 121 to 1461 code for a protein of 446 amino acids. Gene Ontology annotation, biological process: regulation of transcription by RNA polymerase II. Gene Ontology annotation, molecular function: DNA-binding transcription factor activity, RNA polymerase II-specific; RNA polymerase II cis-regulatory region sequence-specific DNA binding.